GUCGAGAUCGGACGGCGUUGGCGGUCUCCGCAGCAACGCCGCAGUGACGCCAGUCCCGGCACAAACGGCGAGUGGGCGUGGCUACGUGCGCUCUCCGCCCCUACUCCCCCGCUCAGCGUGGGCGGCCCCGUGUGGCUGGAAGAACGAAACACGACACCCCGAUAGAAGAAGAGGAGGAGGAGGGAGGGGGCAGACGGGAGAGAGAGUUGCACGGAGUGAGUGGAAAAAGAAAAAGUCCGUGGAAAGAGAGGGAGAAAAGUGGAUCGGGCAUUUCUGCCUUCUCGUUUGUUUUGAUUUUGUCGGCUUCGCCUCGUGUUUCAACGUGAAGGCUUGAAUAUGCAACUUCGAAGCGUAUAUGAAGUAAUCAGGAGUUCAGCGCGGACACGGACCUCCUCCAUCGGCACGACGCGCUCCGAUAUCUGACCGUAAAAGAGCGAGUGUGUCCGGCCACAAGGCAACAACGUCCUCCACGUUGGGGAGGAAAAACAAAACACGAAAACUCCAAACAAACCGGGGGAGGACGAGUGAAGGGGCUGGAUUUGAGGAGGAAAAGUUUACAGAGGAGUUUUGUGUGCGAUCCUGAGCUCACCGAGAGGAAGAAGUUCAUUUCAUCUCUCUCUCUCUCUUCUCUUUCUCACUCACUCUCUUUCUCAGUUAGCACGACUGCUAACGAAGCGGCUAUACUCUCCAACAUGAAGACCCCGGGCGAUACGGGGUUUGCCUUCCCAGACUGGGCCUACAAGCCGGAGUCGAGUCCUGGUUCCAGACAGAUCCAGUUGUGGCACUUCAUCCUGGAGCUGCUGCGGAAGGAGGAGUACCAUGAUGUCAUCGCCUGGCAGGGGGACUACGGCGAGUUCGUCAUCAAAGAUCCGGACGAGGUGGCACGACUAUGGGGUGCCCGCAAGUGCAAGCCCCAGAUGAAUUAUGACAAGCUCAGCCGGGCGCUCAGAUACUACUACAACAAAAGGAUCUUGCACAAGACCAAAGGGAAAAGAUUCACCUACAAGUUCAACUUCAACAAGCUGGUGCUGGUCAACUAUCCGUUCAUUGACAUGGGCUCAGCAGGUUCUGGUGUUCCACAAAGUGCUCCACCUGUCCCAUCUGGCGUUAGCACCCACUUCCGCUUCCCUCCAUCCACGCCCUCGGACGUCCUCUCUCCUAGCGAGGAACUGCGCAGUCCAGGUGUCUUCAGUGCUGUGCCUCGACGCAUAGCUCGUGGCUCUGUCUCCGACUGCAGUGAUGGCACCUCCACCAACUCGGAGCUUGAAGAAACUGGCAUAGCUCCUGGCGAUGACCGCCCGGCCGACCGUGCCUUCAGAAACCUGCUCCAUCCACGCUUGUCCCACGACUCCUUGUUCCGUGUCUACGGAGCACCGCCCAACCCAACUGGGCUAUCCAGGAGCGGGCCCCAUGUGCCCCCACACAGGGUCCACCCUGAACCCUUGUCCCCAUUCCCAGUGUCCCCUCUCCCAGGCCCUGGAGGCUUGCUGGCUCCUGCUCUUUCACCAGCUCUCUCGAUGACCCCUACAUCUCACAUGCCCUACACACCUUCUCCAUCCCUGUCACCUAUGCUGGGCUCCCACUUCUCGUUCAAUCCUGAAGACAUGAAGCGCUAUCUGCAAGCUCACACUCAGAGUGUCUACAACUAUCAUCUGAGCCCCCGUGCUUUCUUGCACUACCCCAACAUUGUCAUCCCCCAGCCCCAGCGCCCAGACAAGGGACUGGGAGGGCCAGUGGGUGUAGGUCCACACCUGUCAAGUCACCCUCUGCACCACCAGGCUGAGGAGCCUCAUCUAUCUCCUUUCAAGUUUAAGUUACAACCACCACCACUGGGCCGCAAACAGAGAGAAGGGCCAACUGCAAACUCUGGAAGUGCUGCUGCUUCUUUCUCAUACAGUGGGGAGUCUGGUUCAUCCUCAAACUCUGCCUCAUCUGGAAUGAUGACCAACAACUCAACCCCAGCUGGUCCACCAAAGAUCAAGGUCGAACCCAUCUCAGAUAUGGAGUCAGAGGAAGAAGUUGAGGUCACCGACAUCAGUGAGGAAGAGCAUGAAGAUGACGAAUGUGAUGUCUUUUCACCUCCCCACCCCAAUGGUGGCCCUGCACUUCCACCUAACCACGAUCGUAUGACAGAUGAUGAUGAUCUUGAGGAAGAUGUCUUCAAGACCCCAGCUGCCCCUACCUCAGGGGUUGGGCUGAAUCUUUUAGGUCUAAAAGCAGAACCCAGGGAGCUAAACCUGGGCCAGGGCGCUCCCGUCAGCCCUGGGGGUACACGCUGCAUCCCCCUGAAGCUGCGUUUUAAACGCCGCUGGAGUGAGGAUCAGCGGAUGGAGGCGGGAACCGAAGAGGCUGAGGACAAGAAGAGCAGGGCAGAGAAGGAGGAGCUUAACCAGGAGGUGGAGCCCAAACUGGGGGAGGAAAACGGAGACCGGAAGAGUCCGGAGACUUUGGUUGCACCCCUGGGGACAGGCCAGAGGAGGGUGAGCUCUGAGCUGCAGCGAGCAACUGCACAGCUGUCUUUAGAAAACAACGUUUGUUGAAGAGGACGUGGUCAAACACAUAAACUUGGCAAAACAAAGCUGUCCUCCUUACAGGCUGAAGGCAACUGUUGCUCACGCAAGUUAUGUGAAGACCAUCUAUUCAGCAAGUUCAGAUGCCCAAACCAUCUUUUAAAUUUCUGUACACACAGGUUCACUCACUUCAAAAAUGUUGCAACACUAAAAAAAUAUUACUGACAUCUUUUUUUGCAGUUUAAUUAACCAGGCCCUUUCCAAGUUUAGCCAGAGCCCCUUGCUUUCUGAACCCAUUCCUUUCUGUUUGCUGUGUUAGACAAACACCAUCCCACUAGUCUCAUUGAAGCCUUGGACAGGAUCUACUCAAGUCUAGGAUCAGCUCAAUACCUUUUAAAACAAAAUCAAGAGAUUACAGAAGUGCCUAAACCGGAUGUUGAUGCACCCCUGUAAAAUAUGGGUAGAGAUGAAUAAUUAGAUGGUGAUUAAUGAGUCUCUUUUUUUUGUCUUGUCAUUCAUGCCUAUGGAAUUUAGGGUCACGGGCCAGUGGACAUUUUUUCUAUUAAACAUACACUCUUGGAUGAAAUGCAGGAAAGAUGCUGCCCCCCAAACUCAAUCACUGUUCUCAUAAUUUGCGGAUAUGGACGCUUUUUCUUUUCUUUUCUUUUUUCGCGUACCAAGAUUCAAGUCCCAGAUGUUUUGCGGAACCAACUUGCCUUUCGCUCUCAAACCAGGACCUUCAUGUCACUGCCUUCAGAGCCAUAAAUGCUAGUGUACUACCAGCCUUCACUACCAAUUCUGGACACUUUCCUAGCUGUUCAGCGAGCUCAGCCGACUAACGGGACCACUCAACAACCUCUUAAAGUAAUCUUAACACGUGUAUAUACAUUGGGGAAUUCAUUUUAUAUAUGUGUUAGUACAUCUUCAUGACCACCAGCUGGAUGACAAUUUAUAGAUCACAUAUGAUUAUUCCUUCUCCAACUUAUUUAUUUAUUUUUUCUAUAAUACAGUUUUAAGCCUGAGGGAACGUAAUAGGAAUGCUGGGGCAACAUAUCAGAGGGCGCUUUAUGGUUUUAGCUUCGUAAUCAUCCCUAAAACCAUUUAUACAAUGCUCCACGCCCUUCUGUUUUGUAAAGAACACAAACCUUCUUGGUUUGUUAGGCGUAAAUCUCAGGCAUACCUCCCCACAUCCAGUUCCUCUAUCCAAAAGGUUGUCUUUGAAUAUAAAGCCUUCAAAUGAACAAACAUUUGUGCCUUUUUCAUGGAAGACUGACCGCCCAAUGCUUUUAAAUGGGUUGUUUUAUCGACACGUACAAGCUCACAUACAGAAGAGGCCUUAGAAACAUGACCUCAAACACUGCUUUUAUGCCUUAUUUAGUUUUUUACCUUAAAAGAAACUAUCCUAAAUAAGAUUUGCAUUUAGAGACCAUAUAUUCUCACUUUAUUGCUCGAUAGUCAUAUAUAUAUUUGAUAAAAGAACAAACGCUGGUUUUGAUACAAAUUAUAUUUCAGAAGGUAAAUCUAUAUGGAAAAUCUAUGUAAGGAAGAUGUUUAGUUUCAGGGCCCUACAGUGCUUUACUGUGAAAGAAAAGUGUUGUUCUAUCUAGACAAAGCUAAACAUAACUGACCAAUCGUUAAGAACCCUGAACGGCACAGUUGUCCUUGGCCUUAUAAGGUAUACGUAUAGUUUUAAAUCCACCCGUCGCAUUUGCGUUCCCCCUCUCAGUCUCUCUGCAGUGUUUUAGUUGUAGGAGGCUGUGUUUUAUCCACGAUGAUCAAGAUUGAACAGGUAUCGCAUCCUAUUUGGCUUAGCGUUUGGCUGCGGCCAGCUCCAUUUGUAGCAAAAUGCAGGGACUUUGUAGUAAAAGACGUCACGACCAUAUCCUUGAGAAAGGGACCUCAAUUCUGCGAACUGACAAAUAGAAAGUGGACAUGCAGCCUCUUAGCCCUCAUCUACGGAGGAAGUAUAGGACCUGACACACUUAACACUCAUUUUUUUUUUUCCUCAUUUUUUUUUUUUUUUUUAAAUACUUUUUUUGGAGUUUGUUUGGCGGCCUUACACCGGUUCAGUGUCUGUAUUUCAACUGACUGCUGCCUUAUUUGUUAGAAAAUACUUUUUCUUCUCGCUCUCUUCAAUAUAAACAGUGCUGUUUUAUUAUACCUUUUUUGUUUAUAUUACCAUUUAUCAUUUUUAAUGUUGAUAUUAUUGCUGGUAUUUCGUUUGUACCCCUUACCUGAAUUUUAACCUCUCAAGAUGAACAUUUUAAUAAAUCGUACUCCUCUACCCUCUUUGAUACCUUGAUAUAAAAUUGCUCUGGCUUUGUAUUAAUGCUGGUUUUUAGUUGUAAUUAAGAAAACCAGUUGAAGUGGGAAGAGUGACAUAAUGCUAUCACAUUAUUUUUAUUUUAAUAUGUCUCUUUUUUUGGUUGUGUACAUAUAUAAAUAUAUAUUUUCCAUUUUGAGGGGAUGAUGUAAGAAAAAGACAAAUAUUUCUUUGUGUUCAAGGUCUUUUUUUGCUUCUUUCUUAAAGCUUUCCAUCUGUCUCUCAACGGUUAUGUAAUACUUUGUAAAGAGAGACGAAACUUGACGUUACAAGGAACCAUGUAUACUUUAGUUUCUCAUGUGGUUUCUUUUGCUCUUGUAAUUAAAAGUGUAAUCAGGGUUCAUUAAAACAGGUAAAAAAGGA
Messenger RNA from Megalobrama amblycephala (Wuchang bream), 5196 nucleotides. It is a transcript of the gene erf, whose product is annotated as Ets2 repressor factor. The transcript has 5 exons. Gene Ontology annotation, biological process: regulation of transcription by RNA polymerase II; cell differentiation. Gene Ontology annotation, cellular component: nucleus. The record is from RefSeq and is a predicted model, not a curated record. Lineage: Eukaryota; Metazoa; Chordata; Actinopteri; Cypriniformes; Xenocyprididae. Gene Ontology annotation, molecular function: DNA-binding transcription factor activity, RNA polymerase II-specific; sequence-specific DNA binding. The coding region runs from base 693 to 2540 and encodes 615 amino acids.